GUCAUGAUGUGUGUUUGCAUCUUCAUUCGCAUGCACAAGUCGUUCAGACUGCCCUGGAGUACCUUCGUCCGUUUACUCGGCAGAGGAUCGUAGUUUCAGAACUCGUCCUGUAGCUACACGCAGACCUACCAGACUCGUUCAUCAGACACGAUUACAAACUACACCAGACUACGGCUGCAGGAAGGCAGCAAAGCAGGCUAUGGGGAAGCGUUUGAUCCUAAUGGAAUUUUUAAAAGAAUCUUGCACCAGCAUUUUCGUCAACAGUCGCAGUCUUUGAGAGUGUCAACGUCGAGUACGGUCGAUGGCACCGGCCGAAGCCUGGAGUAGGGACUGCUUUGAUUGGACAGCUCGAGCUCGCCAGUGUCUCUCUGCUGCGGUAGUCAGCGUCUCUUCACGCUAGACCUAGACGCCACCAACUUUGGUCCACGUCUCAGAAAGUACAGAAACUCCACCUCAGAGAUAUGCCGCUAGGCUUUGAGCGUCUUAAUGAACGGGUCAGUCGUCCAAACAAGCUCAUCAAUUUUCUACGGCCUCUUCCCGGUAGCACGGCGCCCACCGCGCAGGAGUUUCUGGAGCGCAUCGCCGCGCAAUGCUACCCUGUCAUGAAAGCAAAUGGCAUCGCCGUCAUGACGCUCGAAGAAUAUCCUUGGAACACGGAGUUUAUAGGCCGUAAUUUCAAUGCCGGCGAAGUCAUCCAGCUCGUUCUGCGCAGCAAGAGCGGCGCCUGGCUGCCUUUCAGGCACGUGCAGCUGACGAUGAUGCACGAGUUGGCACACUGCAAAGAAAUGAACCAUAGUCGCGCCUUUUGGAGGGUGAGGAAUCAGUAUGCAAACGAGAUGAGGGAACUCUGGGCGAAGAAUUAUUCUGGGGAAGGCUUGUGGGGACGAGGCCAGAGCUUGGAGAGUGGAAGGUUUAUGAGCGCGCCGAUGCCAGAUCAGAGCGAGAUGCCGGAGCAUAUGUGCGGCGGUACUUACAGACGGAGAGGUAGGAAGAGGAAACGGACGGGUGAUUCUGAAGGCCCCAGAAACGGAAACCCGCAGCUGAGUUACGCGGAGCGUAAGCAGAGGCGUAUCCACAAGAAGUUCGAGGAACCAGCCGGCAAGGGCGUAACCCUUGGGGACGACGAGAGUGUGCGGGUCAAGCUUGAGAGCGGAAAGAAAGCCAAAGGCAAGCCUCGUGUUGCCGGCAGCAACCGUGGACGAGAACUGCGAGCCGCGGCGGCGCUGGCACGGCUUGAACAGGCGAAGAAGGAGAGCGAGACCAAGAGCGACGACACGGAGAGUGACACGGAAGACGAGUUCGACUGGCCUCCCUCGGACGACGAAUCAGCCGUCGAGCGCGACGGCAAGGCCUUCGUGCGCACGUGCGAGGCCGAAGAUGAGCACGACGACAACGUCAAGCGUGAGUUGGAGGAGCUGUACGAGCUCGGCCUGAUCCCAGAAGCACCCUGCACCGCUGCCAGCUCGCAGCCUCGUCCGGCGACGCCGAAGCGACAGGACAUCCCGCAUGGUGCACCCAACCACCCACACCCUCAACCCACGGCUGCAUCCAAACGGCCAGUUGCCCAGCGCGGCUCCGGCCCAGGGACAGCCACCGGCAACGCGUCUGACCCGGACAAAGGCUCGACCAUUUGCCCCGCCUGCUCGCUUGCGAACGAAGCGUCGGCGAUGGUAUGCGCCGCGUGCUCCAACGUGCUCAGACCUGAGCGCAUGCCGAACCACUGGCGCUGCCAGAGCGACACCUGCCGCGGCGGCGUGUACAUCAACGUCGGCGACUACGGCCGAUGCCAAGUAUGCGAUACUCCAAAGCCCGUGUGAAACCACGCAGAGGACGCAGAGGCUCCUUUCUGUGCUCACAUGCAUAUGCAGUCACGUACAGCAGAGACCCAAUUUUUGUUUCAGCUGUCACGCCUAUAGGUAAAAAAAAGAGCGAGUUGGCCUAAGACAUGUGAUGGAAGGGAAAAAAAAUAAAAAUAAAAAUAAAGGAGAAACGAGAAGCGGAAGGAGUGAAUCGAGUACCAUCUCAUCAAAGCUGACGGGCAAAGAACCUAUGCCAUCUUCUGUACAGACCGUGGCAGUCCCAACCACCCAAAGUACCUGCCCUGAAGAUUCUAACGCGCCUAAAGGAGCGACAGCAGGCGCCAGAACGCCCAUCCAAAUGCGUUUCUCUAGAAGGAAAAAAAAAAAGCUGAGCAGAUAUACCCUAUCUAAAGCGCGCACGACGUCGGGGUCUUCGUUCACGCGUCGUCUCUUGUAUAAUGCCUUGCCAUACCUCUCAUGCAAAACCGGAAAUGAAGGAGACAUAAUCAAAAGGCGCCGUAUUCCUUGUUCUCUUCCAACGUGUAGUCCAGAGCUUGUAAUCUCCUCAGCGCUUCCUUGCCGUCCUCCGUGAGGUCGGGCUUGCCCACGGGCGUAACAGCACCAGUAAAGAAUCGCGGCUAUCGGCUGUGAUCAGCUUCUGCCCAACGUCAAAGAACCUGCAAAAAAUUAAAAAAAAA
Messenger RNA from Verruconis gallopava, 2497 nucleotides. RefSeq lists its product as uncharacterized. NCBI's taxonomy places the organism in Eukaryota, Fungi, Ascomycota, Dothideomycetes, Venturiales, Sympoventuriaceae. The transcript is spliced from 2 exons. Bases 462 to 1817 code for a protein of 451 amino acids. The record is from RefSeq and is a predicted model, not a curated record.